Molecule: messenger RNA, 7447 nt
Organism: Oreochromis aureus
Lineage: Eukaryota; Metazoa; Chordata; Actinopteri; Cichliformes; Cichlidae
Gene: sema4bb
Product: sema domain, immunoglobulin domain (Ig), transmembrane domain (TM) and short cytoplasmic domain, (semaphorin) 4Bb
Exons: 15
Coding region: 505-3015 (836 amino acids)
Biological process (GO): neural crest cell migration; positive regulation of cell migration; semaphorin-plexin signaling pathway
Molecular function (GO): semaphorin receptor binding; chemorepellent activity
Source: RefSeq, a predicted model, not a curated record
UCGUCUUCACACGCACGGAGGAUGGACUUCGCCUUACGGACGAGUUAAUGGACUCAAUAACCUACGCGUUAAAGCGCACUUUACUGCGGAUUUAGAAGAUACUUCGGUCCAUUUUUCGACAGUUGUUCCGGUGACCGUGAAGAUUUCAGCUGUAACCGAGGUCUUUACACUGCAGCUCGUGGAUGAUCCAAGAUGACUUUAACUAAGUGGAGACUGGUUGGAGCUUAGCACUGAUCCACCGCAGAGCACUAUGAGAAGAUGAAAUCCAGCAGCCUUUAAUCCAGAAAGGAUUCCCCUUCUCUAGACUAAGGGGCUACAAACUGUAUGUAAAGACCACUGGGAAUACAAGACUCGAAUCAAGGACACGAUCCACCCCCCUCUGACUUGCAGGAAGAUGGGAGUGAGAAAAUAACGCUUUGUGGCAUCAAUAGGAGUUUAAUGUGUUCCAAGGAAUCUUAAAACAAACCGUGUACAUCCGUGUUCGUCUUAGACAAGCAGGCAACCAUGUGGAGAUUAACUGGGACUGUCCACUGUCUUCCUGCUGCUGCACUGCUAUUGGCUAGCUUUCUCCAGCCAGUGAUCGCCACUGAGGAAGAUGUCACACCUCGCAUCAGUUUCCCAUACAAUGCAAAGGAAAGAUCAGCUAAGAGGUUCUCGGCAAACGGCGUCUUUAAUUACACCUCUCUGCUGCUCAGCCAGGAAGACGACAUGCUGUAUGUGGGAGCCAGGGAGGCACUGUUCGCCCUCAGCCUCUCGGACAUCAGCAAAAUCAAGCUGCAGAAGAAUCUGACAUGGGGCACUCCUGCUGGAAAAAGAGACGAGUGUAGCUUCAAAGGGAAGAACCUGGAGACUGAUUGCUUCAAUUACAUCAAAAUUCUUCUGCGGCUGAAUAGCACUCAUCUCUAUGUGUGUGGCACCUAUGCCUUCAGUCCUGUCUGCGCCUACAUAAAUACGUCAACAUUCACACUGGAGAGAGCUGAAGAGGGCGAGGUCAUGAUGGAAGAUGGGCGCAGUCGCUGCCCCUUUAAUCCAGAGUAUAAAUCAACUGCCAUCAUUGUUGAUGGUGAAUUAUAUACUGGUACUGUUAGUAACUUUCAAGGGAAUGAACCAGUCAUUUACAAGAGUUUGGGUCAGGGAACUGCUCUGAAGACAGAAAACUCCUUAAAAUGGCUGCAAGAUCCGGUCUUUGUCGGGUCAGCUUACAUCGAGGAGAGUCAGCCUAUAGGCAACUCUGUGGGCGACGACGACAAGAUUUACUUCUUCUUUAGUGAGGCGGGAAAAGAAUUUGACUUCUUUGACAACACCAUAGUGUCGAGGAUUGCUCGCGUGUGUAAGGGUGAUAAAGGGGGUGAGCGAGUCCUGCAGAAAAAGUGGACUACCUUCCUGAAGGCUCAGCUCCUGUGUUCCCUCCCCGAUGACGGCUUCCCCUUCAACAUUAUCCAAGACAUGUUUGUCCUGAAGCCCACGGGAGACAGCUGGGAGAGCACAGUGUUCUACGGCGUCUUCACUUCUCAGUGGUAUAAAGGCGCCUCGGGAAGCUCCGCGGUCUGUGCCUUCACUAUGGAGCAGGUGAAAAAAGCCUUCAGCGGGCGCUACCGAGAGGUUAACAGGGAGACACAGCAGUGGUACACCUACAACCACCCUGUACCAGAACCACGGCCUGGGGCGUGCGUGACCAACCACGCCAGGCAAAUGGGAAUCCAGUCAUCUUUGCACAUGCCUGAUAAAGUGCUCAACUUUGUCAAGGACCAUUUCCUGAUGGACAGCGCGAUCCGCAGCACGCCACUGCUGCUCAAACGCAGCGUACGCUACACGCAGAUCGCUGUGCACAAGAUCCAGGGCAUGGAGAGAGCUUAUGAUGUGCUCUUUAUUGGCACAGAUGAUGGAAAACUCCAUAAGGCCAUCAAUGCCAAUGACAAGAUGCACAUUAUAGAGGAGAUGAUUCUGUUCGCUGAGCCGCAGCCAGUGCAGCACAUUGAGCUUGAUCCUCAAAGGGGUCUCUUGUUUGUGUCAUCUUACUCUGGCCUGGUGGAGGUUCCUGUAGCUAACUGCUCCAACUACCUGAGCUGCGGUGAGUGUGUGCUGUCCAGAGACCCUUACUGCGCCUGGACCGGACAACUGUGCCAGGAUGUCAGGAUGGCUCCACCUGACAGCCACUGGCAGCAGGACGUGGAGGAGGCUGACACAUCAGCUAUUUGCAACAGGACUCUUCCUAACCCCAGAUCUGGCAGACCAGUAGCUUCUCGUGGCUCCCCUUGCCAGCUCAUUACCAUCCCAGCCAACACAUUUAGAGUCCUGCCAUGUAAGCUGCGGUCCAACCUGGCACAGAGGAGGUGGCGUUACAGUGAUAGCGCCAGCCAGUUCCUCUAUGCUACCCCCGAGGGAAACCUGGUAGUUGUGGCUCAGUCUGAAAGGAUUGAGACCUAUCAGUGCUGGUCAGAAGAGGAGGGCUUCCACCAGCUGUUGGCCAACUACUGUGUGAGGGCAGAACCACGCCAGGAGAGUACCACUCUGAUUGGUCACUCCCGCACGCCUCACAUCACGCGCGAGGAGACCAUCAUCCUGCCUGGCGAGUCUCGCUCUGAGCAGGUCCAUACGAAGACGUACUGGAACGAGCUGAUUGUGGUGUGCGCUCUGUUGGCCUUCUCCCUCGUGGUGUUCUCCUUGUUCGUCAUCUACAGGAACCGUGACCACAUGAAGUCCAUGCUGAAGCAGGGCGAGUGUCCUAACAUGCAGCAGAAGAAGCGGAUAGUUGGAAAGCCCACAGAGAGUUUACCGCUCAACGGCAACACCAUCCCCGUUUCUACUUCAGAUCACAAGGGCUACCAGACGUUAAACGACAACUACAUCUGCAGCACGCCCACACACGAGUCCUCGCCAGAUAACAGCAAGAGCUUCUCCGAGGCCUCCGACAGGCGGCCGCUUAACCUGAAAGAGAGCCACGUGGAAUACUCCCCAACCUGCCCUCGGCCCAGAGUGAGGUUAGGCUCUGAGAUCAAAGACUCCAUCGUAUGAGAGCACAGCAUUCAUUAAGCGACGACACCCUGUAUCUUCACGAGGGAUACAGGCCACCGAGCAAAGGAGAGGAGACCCAGACAUCCUCCUAUAUCACAGCACAUCUUUUAUUUUUGUCAUCUUAGUUCUGUGAUCAGUGUGGAGGUCAUUUUGUUUAGUCAUUUCCACUCCGAAGCCAGAGGUCGGUCCGGUUUGCUGUGUAAGGCAGAAAAAAAAUGAAGCAGCACAAUACUCCAGUUUGAGCCAGGAUCAGGAACCAUGGCAGCUGCUAAGAAUAAUUCUCACACAUUACUUUUUUCUUUCUUUUGAGUCAUUCUCGUGGCCACUAACACCAUAUGUGGGUGAGCAUAAGGCUGGGCAAUAUGGGGGAUUAAAAAAAAUAAAAAGAUAAACAGAAGACCUUUUAGUUCCACUGUUUAUCACACUGUCUUUUUAGGUAUGCAACAAUAAAAAAUUGUCUAGUCUAGAUGUACAUCAUAUACUAUUACAACCACAGACAGCGAAUUUAAAAAUAUUUAAUUUUACCCAGCCCUGUUUGAGUAAUCUUGCACAUUCUCUGCAGAGUGUGGCAGCCACACGUCUGUUAUUAUGCACACUAGAGCCAAGCUACAGCUACAUGGUGACCAAGAGUUCAGGUUUAGAAGUAUUAUAAUACAUGAAAUGCAUAUUCAUUAAGAUCCACGCAUUAUGGAUGCAAGUCAUAAACACAUUUGUCCCCAUUCGCUGAAUAAACGUCAUGACUGUAUGAGGAUAAAUAAGAUGAAAGCUGAAGCGGAGGAGGAGAAUACGCCACACCACUGUCUCAAUGAAAAAGGACUGCAAGGUUAAGAAAGAUGAUAGAAUAUGUAAUUAUAUAUGAUGCUACGCCUAUAUGCUGACGUUUACCUCCUGAAUGUAUGUUGUCGUCGAGAGAAAGUCUGUUUCGCUCAAACAAAACUGCACCACAGAUGAUUUAGAGAGACGGUUGCAUUUUCGCUCAUCUGAGUCAGCCCUGCUCUUGAGUGUUGACCUGCAGGUUCCAUGAUGGGUUUCUAAAUGGACUUAAACACAGCUGCCCCGUUUUUUUUUUUUUUGUGUGCGCGCGUAUUUGUUUGUUUUGUUUUAAUGGAACUGAAAUUCCAAGUGCAGAGAGGCAAAGGAACAAAAAGAAAUGGGGACAGCUACACCUCCACCACAUUCAGGGCAGCACCAAAAUCAUCGUUGUGCACUGUGCCAAAAAAACCUAAACAAAAAUAACAUGAUUGUCUUAUCUAAAUGCAAUAGUGCCAUUCUCACAUGCCCAUCUCAUGCUUUGUGUUAGCAUUGAUCACUGUCGAAGAGCACAUGGUGACGGACCCAGGGGAUGGGUUUCGCUAAGUGUUGUGGCACUAAUAAUAAAUAAAUGUAAAGUGCAAGGUUGGGGAUUUCUAAGACUGUUAGCUCAUAGCAGACUUUACAGACUGUGUUGGGCAAAAUAAUUGUUGUAAAUUUUGAACCGGGGCCAAAUGUUUUACAUGGCGAUUGCGUGCCAUGUGGUUGUCAGGUGUGAAAAUAUUCCAGUUUUCCUUCUGCCAUCUCACCGAGACACAUCUGAGACGGUUGAGCUCAGCUUGUCUACUUUAAGUGCUAAUCAAGCCACUCGAAAUGUAAAACUCACAGAAUAAGUAAUAACUAAUGCUGCUGUAGGGGAAAGAAAAUGUUACGAGUUCUCUUGUCCAGACUACAGCUGUAUGAUAUCAUGGCAUGGAUACACAGACCUUUUGUAUUAGCUCAGUAUGACCCCGCCCCCACCAGGUUACAGGUCCCAGACUCGCCACACUCCGUCAGAAGUCGAGGUUACAUAAAUGUGAAAGCACAAGUAAUCAGGGUGUUGAAUACUCACAGGUUUGCACAUUUCACUAAAAUCAGAGCUUGUUUUAAGAAAUGCAACUACUGAGGUGGACGGUAUGGCUGCUAAGGAAAAUCUUUAGAAAUCAGUUAUUACAGGGACCAGUGCAGCCAUCGCAAACACUCUCGCACCCACAUUGCUUAGACUUUUGAGACUUAACAAGCAGAAUUUUCCAAAGAUGCAGAACUCCGAUCAUGUUGUGUAAAUCUGAAUGAGAAACAUUUACACAGCCGUAAGGACAACAUGGCACCACAUGUCUUAGACUACAACACCAGGUCACUGUAUUGAUUAUGUAAGCCUACAAUAUAUAUUCCAGUAUCAUGCAGGAUCAAAACUUUGCUUUUUCAAACACUGAGCAGAUGAUGAAAUGCUAUGUAACUGCUACAAGUUGACAAAGUAACUGCACAGCAUACUGUGCAACAGUGGUCAGUGUUUCCUUUGUUUCUUAGGUUUUUGUUGUGUAUAUACAGUACCUGUGCUUAAUAUUGUGUAUUUUUAAGGGACCUUGUGCAAGAUGUGUUGUAGAGAUAGUCGUGAAACUAGAGAGUGAACACUGGUGAUUCUUUUUUUUAAUUUUAUUUUAUUUUUUUCCUUUCAUAGUGCUUUACUGCCUAAUUCAGAAAACAUUUGACCACGCUGUUAGUUUAGCAUCUGGACUGGUUUUCACUCAAGCACAUCAAAGCAGGACAGAGAUGUUUGUUUUCAUGCCACUGAUGAGAGUUUGAUGAAGAGAUCAACAUCAUUUUUUUUCCUGUAGUUAAUGUGAUGCCACAGCUUCCAGUUAGUUACUUUAGCUUAGCAUUAAAAGGGAGAAACUCUGACUUUGUCCAAAAGUAAUCUUAGUCUGCCAUUAUGAACCGCAUAUAAUAAAAAAAGAUGGACCAAGUCUACCCAUCGGUUUUAAAGCCCUCUUCUGAAGCCUUGAUUUUAACAUUUUAUAAUUUUUUUUUGUCUUAUUGGUGCAUUUAAAACUUUCUAAAUGCACCACAAACAUAAUUAAAAGGUCCACAGCUGUGAACUAUGAAACAAGUUCAGCGUAGCCAGUCUUUGCAUUAGCUGGCUACACAAAACCUAAAACCUGAGUCAGAGGUGACGAUGAUCACAAUGAUGGUUAUCAACUUUCAGUGUCACCACGAGCUCUCUGCUUCAGGUUCUGCUCAUGCGAAAAGGAGCUUUUCACGUGUCAUUUGACUUUUGUUCAACUCGAAACGGAUCAACUGAGUCACAUUACCAGAGAAGUGGGCAGAUCUCUACAGAUUAUUAUUCUAAAAAAUGACAGUAAAAUGCUAAACCAGAGCUGCAAAGAAAAUAAGAUUAAUACUCCAAAAGUUGUUAAUCUUGUGAAUUCAUGAUCAUCACAAGUGUAUCAAGUGGCAAAAUGAAUAAACUCAACUUGUAUUUUUUUAUUAUUGCAGUCUCAGUGCUGCUGUUUAUUUCUCAUAUGACAGCCGCACAUUCAAACUCUGAAACUUGAUAGUUUCAAAAUGACUUAAAAUGAUUGACCAGGUUGUUUAUAUAAAGCAUGACUCCUAAUAGAAUUCUAGAUCACACAUUGAAGCAUGUCAUAAAUAAAAUAACUAUUUUAACUUUAAACGUGUAAUUAUGGUUAGGGUUAUAUUUUCAUCUGAAGUUACCGCAGUGAUCUAGCCAGGUGAAAUGGCUGUGAGACUAUAACCUUCAUAGCAGAAAGCUGCCACUGUCAUAAAUACCAUUUUAAUGGAAUUUAAACAGGAAAAUUACUCAAGUAAUUUCUGUACCAGGCUGUGAACAUGAUUAUUUCUGCCUUGAAGUUGGGAGUUUUGACAUGGGGAUUAACUUAUCUUUGGGUCCAGCCUCAAGUAGCCAUUGGACAAAUUGUUCUUUAGGUGUCAGCCUGAAAAGUUCCCUUAAAAUGUAUCAUUUUUCACACUUUGGCUGUAGACUAUUUAUCAAAAACAGAUGCAGUGUUUUCUGUCGUUAGCUUUGCAUAUGCUGGUAUGAGCAGACAAGCUGGUUCCUCCUUUUUUCAGACUUUGUGCUAAGCUGGGGUAUCAGGCUUCUAGCUGUAGUGCAUAAAUACGAGAGCGAUAUCAAUCUUAUCUAACUCUCAGCAAGAAAACAAAUAUUCUUUUCCAAAACUAUUGCAAGCUGAGACCGAGCAAACAAACCAGAGUAUUGCAUUUGCCAACAGAUGGAUAACCAAAAUAAAACGGAUUCCAGAAGGAGCGUGUUUUUCCAUUUCUGCUAACACAGAUUUUUCUAAACUAUGUGAUAUCUCAGUAGCCUGCUUUGAUUUGUUUGGUGGAUAACUUCACAGCAUAAAAUGCCUUUGGAUAUCACAUUGCUCUGCCUUUAGCCACGUGCCACAUUGUACACUACCCAGCAGUGACCUCACCAACAGAAACAUGGUGAAUGGCGUGAUUGUAGCCCUCAGUGGGCAUGUUUAACUCCACAACGCAACACGGGUCAACAGUAGAUUUACAAAUUCACCUAAGCCACCAUUAACUUAACCUGCUAACUAGACUGGGAGCUGCUCAAAAUCUUGUACCAUUCUGCAGCCUUUGCUCAUCUAAGAAAAAAAAAAAA